Molecule: messenger RNA, 2462 nt
Organism: Helicoverpa armigera (cotton bollworm)
Lineage: Eukaryota; Metazoa; Arthropoda; Insecta; Lepidoptera; Noctuidae
Product: ras-related protein Rab-24
Exons: 5
Coding region: 283-897 (204 amino acids)
Biological process (GO): intracellular protein transport
Cellular component (GO): autophagosome; endomembrane system; endosome
Molecular function (GO): GTP binding; GTPase activity
Source: RefSeq, a predicted model, not a curated record
CAAAACGUCAAAAAUAUUAAAAACAAAGCCAGAAAUUGUUGUUUCUUUGAAUCAUUGUGAAAACGAACGCAUUGUUUACAAUUAAACAUUGCUCUUAAUGAUUUAAUUAAUUGAAAAACUAAUGUUUAACUUAGCAUUCAAUUCAAUUAGUAGACAUUCUUAUUAAUACCUAACGUUACUGAGUCACGGUAACGAUUAGGACUUUCCAGAAUUCCUUCGUGUGAUAAAGAAUUCAGAAAAAAAAAUAGGCGCGUGAUUUGUGUUUUUUAUAAUUAAAUAAAAAUGAGUAGAUGUGAUUUUAAAAUAGUGUUAUUAGGUAGUGAACAUGUUGGAAAAACUAGUUUAGUUCUAAGAUUUGUAAAUUGCAGAUUUAAUGCCGAUGUUCCUUAUCAAAAUACGGUCGGCGCGGCCUUCUGUGCGAAAACGAUGGAAUCUAAUGGGAAGACCUUCAAUGUUGGUAUUUGGGACACAGCGGGCAGCGAACGAUAUGAAGCAAUGACAAAGAUAUACUACAGAGGUGCGCACGCGGCUAUCAUAUGCUAUGAGCCUUCCUCUAUAGCGUCCUGGAAUAGAUUGAGGCACUGGCUACAAGAGUUGAGAGGAGUUGAGGAGAACUGCAAAGUAUAUCUAUGUGGCACCAAAAAGGAUCUCUUAGACGGUGGGUACGUGACCAGAGAGGUACCAGAAGAUAUAGUAGCCACAUACUCUCAGGGUCUAUGUGGCCAUUUCUUCACAUCGAGUAAAACUGCUGAAAAUGUUGAUGAACUAUUCCAAAAAAUUGUGGAUGAUUGCGCAGCAGAUGCUCAAUUAAUGAAAAACGUAGAAGAUAUGAGAGUGCAGCUACAGAAAGACGAGGCAGCUUACAAAGCGAAGAGUAAAGACUAUUGCUUCUGCUGAAAAGACCGAGUAGACCGAGAAGACCGGGCAUGAAAAAUCUAUAAAAACAAAACCAGACUUUUUUAAUGCAAAUAUGAUUAAAAGACCGGUUAGUAUGUCGAGUAGACUGAAAAGACCGGGUUCAUAAAUGCAGAUAAAUACCAAAAGCAAACCUUCCUUAUCCAGUAAUACUCAAAAUACUGGUUUUUAAACAAGCAUACCUAAAAGACCAUGGUCUACUGUGCUGGAUUAACAUGUAAGAUGAUUAUAAACGAUGUUUUUAAGAGAAAAUAAAGGUUUCAAAGUUGUAUGAAGUCAUGAGUGUAGUAGACCAAAAAGACCAAAAGUCAGGUCGGCUUUAAAUUAGGCGUUGGUGUUGCUAAUCUAUUUAAGUUAGCUUUUUAAAUUAUAUAAGUUUAAAUGAGCCAGUUGCAGGUAUUUUUAUGUAAAUUUAAAAUUAAUAUUAGUUGCAGUCGGGUGAAAGCAGUCAUUUAUUUAAAAAUAUGAUGGUAUUUAUGUUUUUAGGAUGACUUAAAAAAUCUUUCUGAAGUUGGUGUUUUUUGUUCGGUAUAGUUUUCUGAAUAUACUUAGUAUUAAUAAUCGUUUGUGUUAAAACUUAAAUUAGAAUUAUUAUCAAAUUGUUUAAUACAAAAAUUAUAUUUAUUGUGAUCUUUUUGGAAAGUCGCUAGUUCCUUAGAUUUGUGAUUGAUAAGAAAAAAAUGUAUUUUUAUUGCUUUAUCAAAUCGAAAUUUAAGCCAAAAAUUUUAUUUAAAAGUUCACAGAAUGAAGUACCUGUAUGUUUCUUGAUGCUUAAGGCAACUUUUUUUAUUAUUUAUUUUUCAAAAAUAUUUAAGUUGAUGGCAUCUGAUGUACUGAAUUAUGUAGCUCUUAAAAUUAUAAAAAAAAUCCUAUGUCUAUGUAAGUGAAAUGGAAUCAAGUCAAAAAUUACAUGUAUUAUUAUUUUUUAUUAAAAAGAACUUAUUUAAUCUGCCAUUUAAUUAGAAGGCUUUAACUUAUUUAAAUUUACUAAUUUAUCAAAUAAAUGAGAUACAUGUGUUUUGGAAAAUGUAUCAGAAAAAUCAGUUCAGCUGUUUCGGAUAUUGUCACAAACAAAAUUAGAUACGUUUAGUAUAACGCUAGUGUUUUCUUUUAUUUAUUUGCAAAGUGUAUGUUUAUAUGUAUGAUACUAGUUAACUAAAACAGCUGAAUCCAUAUUGUAAGGUCUACAAUUUUUUUCAUGUUAGUAUUUAGAACGUAAAUGUCCUGCUUGUGAUCUCUCUCCGGUGGUGUCGGAUUGUCGUCCCAUCGCGCUAUGAGAGUGAAGGAAUAGUGAGUGCACCGCAGUCCAAGCAAAUGUGCGUGCACUAUAAUAUGUCCUGCGCAGCUGGCUGAUCUCCUCACAUGAGAACAGCCGCCGUGGCCGAUAAUCGGCUAGGACAUCAUCUUAUUAGCUAAGAGUGGGCAAUGUUUUGUAUAAAUGUGUAAAAAUAUUAUUUAAUCUCUAUUUUGAAUGAAGUCAAAAUGUAAAUAUUGUAAUAUUAUAUUUUGUAAGCUAAAUAAACAGCUUUAUAUUUGCUAUUUAAAAA